Dentiscutata erythropus is the source of this 1758-nucleotide messenger RNA. Lineage: Eukaryota; Fungi; Glomeromycota; Glomeromycetes; Diversisporales; Gigasporaceae. The record is from the annotation of a GenBank genome assembly.
GUCCAAAUCAAACAGCCAAACGGGCUAUUUGCAAAGCUUGCGAAAGCCAUGAAAAUAUAUUUGAAAAUGGAAAAAAUGAAGGACUCGAAUUAUGGAAGGUUUUGGGUUAAUGAAGACCAAGAAGUAAUGACAUACGAAGACCCUGAUGAAAAUAUGGCACGUAAUGCUGUUAGCGCAUUGCGCCAAGCAAGAGAACGAAAUGAUAGAGCUAUGUCCAUUGUUUCAUCAAAUUCUAGAACUUCAAAUGCCUCAAGUGUAUUAGGAUUGAUGUUCACUGACAGUACACAAAUAUCAGAAACCUCUUCGACCUCUUCACAUGUUAGUAAAGUAAAACAAUCUAAAACAAAAAAAACAAAUUAUGUUCUUGAUACAUACGUUGUUCGUCCACUAACAACAAGCCAGCAGUAUGAAUUUAAUCGUCUGAUCUUGCGCUUGAUAAUUCAAAAUGGGCUCGCACUUCGAUUUGUUGAGAAAAAAUUAGAACAAGCUAAAGUUUUUGCUCUUUCAAAGUCACAAGAGCCAGUUACAAUAAUAUUUGAUGGUUGGAAAAACGUGCGUUGCCAAGAAAUUUUAGGUGCUGUUAUUCUCUCUGCAACAAAUCAGCUAUAUAUAUGGGGUGCUGAGGAUAUUAGCAACCGUAGUCAAAAGACUCCUAAUGUAUUGAACAAGAUUAAUGCCUUUUUUGACCGUGCUAGUAAUCAAAAUCUUAAUGUAGUAGCAAUGGUUACGGAUAGCGCAUCAGUUUAUGCCUCCGCACGGCUAAUCUCUGUUAGUGAUAUAUUUAAACUUUCAUCAGAAUAUAAGCAAACAGUAAGAGAUGCCGUUACAAUUACAUCAUAUUUUAAUGAUAAACGACAUUCAAAAGCAAUAUCAUUACUUCGUGAUGAACAGCAGAGAAUUUACAAAAAAAUUUAUAGCUUUGUGCUUCCAGUAGCCACCCGCUGGAAUUCAUAUUACUAUUGCUUUGCAACCCUUCUAAGAAGCAAACGUGCCUUACAGUCAUAUUCGAUCCUAUAUCCAAAUUCUUUCAAAUCAUUAGACAAAUCCCAAAACGUUAUUGAUGAUAUUCAAUUUUGGAUCCAUCUUGAAGAAUUGGUAAAGCACCUUCUCCCCUUUGUCAGUAUUUUGGAUUAUCUUCAGCAUGAUGCAGCCAAUCUUUUUGAUGUUGCUUAUGCAUUCGGAUAUAUAGCACAGCAAUAUGAAGAUAAACUUGAAAAAAGAUGGGCAGAUUGGGAGCAACCUCUUCUUAUUCUGGCUGUUAUAUUUUAUCCACAAUAUCGUACUCAGGCUUUGUCUAACCAUAGUUUUUUUUCUCUUGAGCGAAUUACAUGUUGGAUUGAAUAUUAUUAUGAAAUGUGGUUUGGUGUAAAGCCAAAGUGUGUCGCCCUAGAAUUAACUGAAUACUAUAUGAAACGUGGUAUAUUUGGCAAUGAGUGGUUUGAAAACACUAUUGAAGUUAUUUCAAAAGAAGGUAUGUCAAUGAAUAAUGCAGUUGGACUCACAUUGUUGCGAUAUUGGGAAUUUGCAGCAAUUGAUCAAAAGGAGAUUGGUAAAGUUGCUCUUAGGUUGUAUAGUAUUAAAAUUAAUUCUGCACCAUGUGAGUGCCUUUUUUUCCGAAUGGGAUGGUUUCAAAGUCCAAGACGCAAUCGCCUCAAAUUACAAACGAUCUUUAGAAUGACUCAAAUUGCAGCCGAAAUGGCAUGGGAGGAGCAUUUGGAUAGUGCCGAAAAGGUUCGACAAACUGUUAUCAAAAAUCUU